UUUCCAAUCAAAUGGGCUCGCCCAAUAUCUUUGGUUGGUCACACUGACUUCUUUUUAAAGAAUUCUACUUUGUGUUUCUGUUUUCCUUUGUCCACGUCUAUUGGAAAAUAUUUUUAUAAAUCUAGAAAUCGGACACGCUGUUAUCUGAUGACGAAUAUUUUGACGGGGACAUUCCCUUGGAUUAAUGCCUUAUCAGGUAUAAAAGGAUGCGCUUUAAACUGUCACUUUAGUAAUCACCUGUAAAACGCCGUCAUGGAAACUGUGCUGUUGCUAUUGUUUUGUCUUUCACUUGGAGUUCUAGGGCUACCGAACAAAUUCGGUAGUGAGCGUGUAAUGGGUGGAACCCAAGCAGUCGCUGGAGAAUUUCCUUAUGUUGUUUCAAUCAGUCGUGUCGACGACGGGCAACAUAUUUGUGGUGGAUUUAUUUAUAGUCCCAAAUGGGUUGUAACCGCUGCAUCCUGCGUUUACGGCUUGUAUCCAAGUCAACUCAAGGUGACUGCUGGAGAUUUGUCAUUGAAUAACGUUGAUCCUGGUGAACAGGAGUUAUCUGUGUUUUCAAUCAUAAUCUACGAUGGAUACAACAGCGCAUUCAAAACCAAUGAUAUUGCGCUCAUUGAGCUAGCAACUUCGAUUACUUUUGGCCCAUAUGCAGCAUUGAUCAAGUAUGAGGAAGUGGAUGAAUCCAUUUCACUUGGAACUUUCAUGGGAUGGGGAGCCACUCAAACCGAUGGCCUACCGUCUAUGAAACUGCGCAAAACAAGUUUGACUGUUACUGCUGAUUGUGUACCUCAUUAUACAGCUGAUGAAUUUAAUCGGAAUUAUAUGAUUUGCGCUGGCUCUGCGAGUUCCAGUCCGUGCGCGUACGACGAAGGAUCCCCAUUGGUCCAGAAAAUUUCCAAUGAAGAUGUUGUUGUUGGGAUCAUGUCAAAGAACCGUGGAUGCGAAACAAACGGUCCACCUUCAAUUUUUACAAGAUUAUCAGCUUAUUAUGCUUGGUUUCAAGCGAAUGCUGGUUUACAGCCUAUUACUCCGACCACUGUUUCAACUACAACUUUAAAACCUACUGCUCCAACUGCGCCAUGCAUCAAUUGCGUUACUGCUUCUUACAACAUGCAGGAAAACCCUUACGAAUGAUUCUACACAUUUCUACGGCUGAGUGUUCACCCAAAGAACUGUGACAAAAUAGUUACUUUACCUGUAGUUGUGUAGUGGCUUAGAUUUUAGAACAACUUCCUUUAAAUAAAUUUAAGAGUCAGCAAUACUGCAAGUGUAUUAAGAACUUGAAAUUGCUUUCGA
Daphnia pulex (common water flea) is the source of this 1296-nucleotide messenger RNA. RefSeq names its product trypsin-1-like. Gene Ontology annotation, biological process: proteolysis. The transcript has 7 exons. The record is from RefSeq and is a predicted model, not a curated record. Gene Ontology annotation, molecular function: serine-type endopeptidase activity. Lineage: Eukaryota; Metazoa; Arthropoda; Branchiopoda; Diplostraca; Daphniidae. The coding region runs from base 253 to 1134 and encodes 293 amino acids.